AGCUUGAGAAUAUCGUCAAACUGUAGGCAGAGGACGCCGAGUCAAGAUGGGUGUCAGAGAAGGCCCGUCACUUUUCACUGCGGUGAUAGUGAUUUUUUACAUUUAUUUUGUGAGUGCUCAGCGUGAUCCCAUUCCAAAAAUUCAAGUUGUCGAUGGAGGAUUGUCUCCGCCUUAUUUCAAUCUUGCAGACAAUCGACGAAUUUACGCCUCAGCCACGUGCGGAGAAGAUGUCACUGGACCCGAAUUAUAUUGUAAACUGGUUGGCAGCAGCACAAGUAAUUUGGAUCCUGGUGAAGAUAUCAACAUUAUCAAAGGACAGAUUUGCGACACAUGUGACCCAUCAGAUCCUAAACGAAGCCAUCCGGCUUCCAAUGCCAUUGAUGGUACCUCCAACUGGUGGCAGAGCCCGCCCAUGUCUCGUGGAUUGAAAUACGCCGCGGUUAACUUAACUAUCGACUUGGGACAGGAAUUUCACGUCGCCUAUGUUUUCAUCAAAAUGGGAAAUUCGCCUCGACCUGGAGUCUGGAUAUUAGAACGUUCCACUGAUAAUGGAAUUACGUAUGCGCCGUGGCAGUAUUUUGCUGACACAGUAAGUGACUGCGUUGAUCUGUUUGGGCCCGAGACGAUCGAUCCUAUUUCGAGAGACGACUCUGUCAUUUGUGAAACACAGUUUUCGAAAGUAGUACCACUGGAAGACGGAGAGAUUGUUGUAUCACUGCUAAAUAACCGCCCAUCCUCUACAAAUUUCUACAAUUCGACGGUUCUACAAGAAUGGACAAAAGCAACAAAUAUCCGGAUGAGACUUUUGCGUCCGAAAACGUUGCUUGGUCAAUGGAUCAACUUUUCUCGCAACGAUUUUACUCUAACUCGUCGGUUUUUCUAUUCAAUCCGUGAUAUUUCGAUUGGUGGACGAUGUGUUUGUAACGGACAUGCUGAAUCUUGUGACAUUACUGAUCCCGAAGACGCUUACAAAUUACUAUGCCGUUGCCAGCACAACACGUGUGGAGCGCAAUGUGAACGAUGCUGUCCAGGAUUCGUUCAAAAAGCCUGGAAGCAGUCUAAGGCGUACGAUCCGUUCUCUUGCGAACCGUGCAAUUGCUUUGGACAUACUGACGAGUGUUUGUACAAUCCGGAUGUCGAUCGUUUGGGCACUUCAUUGGAUAUCAACGGUCAAUACGAAGGUGGAGGUGUGUGCCAAAAUUGUCGCCACAACACACAAGGCAUCAACUGUAACGAAUGCAAGCCAACGUUUUACCGUCCUUAUGAUAAACCUCUUAAUGCUACCGACGUAUGCCAACCAUGCCAGUGCGACGACUUUUUCUCGACUGGAAAUUGUGCGGAAGGUAGCGGUCAAUGCGAAUGUCGACCCGAGUUUCUCUCCCCACUUUGUGAUCAAUGUAGUUUCGGCUAUUACGGAUACCCACAAUGCCGACCCUGCGAUUGUCAUACUAACGGAACUCGCGAUAAUGUCUGCGAAGUUGGCGGAGGCCAAUGUCCCUGCAAAUAUAACUAUGCCGGAAAUAAUUGCGACCAGUGCGCUGAAGGCUACUUCAACUUCCCCGAAUGCACACCGUGUCAGUGUGAAGCUCCAGGAUCAAUCUCUGAUGCUUGUGAUCUUGAGAAUGGUCAAUGCCAGUGUGAUCAUAACUUCGGAGGGCGGGCCUGCGAACGUUGUGAACACGGCUUCUUCAAUUACCCGACUUGCACAUACUGUAACUGCGAUCCUCGAGGAACUGUCAAGGAAGUUUGUGAUAAAGAAAACGGCCAAUGUAUCUGCAAACCAGGAUAUGGAGGACCUCGAUGCGACCAAUGUCAGCCAAGUUACUGGGGCCAUCCAGAAUGUAAGACGUGCAGUUGUAGUGAUUCUGGUAGUGCUUCCAGCAUUUGUACACCAAACGGCAAGUGUCCCUGUUUGCCAAAUUUCUCCGGCCGUGCUUGCGACCAGUGCAGUCCCGGCUAUUACAAAUACCCAGAGUGCCUCAGUUGCAACUGCGAUACAUCGGGAUCAUUGGGUGUUUCUUGCGAUGAUGAAGGACGUUGUCAGUGCCGCAGUAACUUUGAUGGACCCCGAUGCGAUCGUUGUCGUGAGGGUUUUUACAACUAUCCCGCGUGCGAGGAUUGCAAUUGUGAUCCGGCUGGUGUUGUCGAGGCGUUUGCUGGAUGUGGUUCUGUACCCAAGGGUGAAUUGUGCAAAUGUAAAGAGCGUGUUCAGGGACGCAUUUGCAACCAAUGCAAGCCACUCUAUUGGAACAUGCAAACCAAUAAUCCAUUAGGAUGUCAAGAUUGUGACUGCAUUGUUGCUGGAACGAUUGGUUCUCUACGUGUGUGCGGAUCCGAUAACGGACAAUGUUCUUGCAAAUCACGAGUGACCAGUCGACGCUGCAGUGAUUGUACCGACGGCUUCUUUAACUUACAAGAAGAUAAUCCGUUUGGCUGCAUGGAUUGCGGCUGCAAUAUCGGUGGUUCGGUAAGCUCUUUGUGCGAUAAGACAACUGGUCAAUGUGUUUGUCGCCAACGAAUUCAGGGAAGAUCUUGCGAUGAACCACUUCAAUUGCAUUACUUCCCUACCCUAUAUCAAUAUCAAUAUGAGGCUGAAGAUGGAUACACACCUACCCGUUCACCUGUCCGAUUCGGUUACGAUCAGGGUCAAUUCCCUGGCUACUCUUGGCGUGGUUAUGCUGUCUUUUCGCAAAUCCAGAACGAAAUUCUCCAAGAGUUUAUGAUUGAGAAGCCUUCACUUUAUCGUAUGAUUCUACGUUAUGUCAAUCCAAACGAAGAGACAGUAAUGGCAAAGGUCAAGUUAUCGCCAGAGAACUCGAACGAUGCCGAACAAACGUAUCUGGUUCGCUUAGAACCAACGCGAGAACCUCAGUUCGUAACUGUCGCUGGACCUUCUGGCAACCUUCCUACUCCAUUCAUCUUGAAUCCGGGAAUAUGGACAGCUUCGAUCGCUACGAACAAGAGUCUUCACCUUGACUACUUCGCACUUUUACCUGCUGCAUAUUAUGAAGGAACAAUUCUUCAAGAACGGGUUCUUAAACCCUGUCUUCAUCUCGAUCAACAACAAGGAUCAUGCCGUCAAUUUACUUAUGCGAGCCUAGAAUCUUUUCCUAGUGUUCGAGGCGAUGCAGCCUACACACUUGUUGACGAUAACGCCGCCCCUGCCACGGUCAUUACAGAUUCACGGUUGAUUACUGAUGCUGUUGCUCUGAGCGACAGUCAACAGGAAAUUCACAUGGAUCUUGGAGUUUCCCGAGCAGGGAACUACGUCCUUGUCUUAGCUUAUGUAACAUCUGGUCAAGGCAGGCGUACUUACAUCGAGGUAGACGUUCACACAGGCAAGGAACGUCGUCAACAAGGCGUCGCCAUCUUGUACGAUUGCACUCUGCGAACCAGUUGUCGCCAAGUGGUAACUGACAGCGACGGUAAAAUUGCUGAUUUCCAUUUGGGAACAGAUGUCAACAACAAUGUAAUAAUCCGCAGUGCGUCUAUUAAUGAAGAAGCCGAUGCAGCCAUUGAUUCCAUCAUUGCUAUCCCUUCUGCGGAAUGGUCCCUCGAUUAUGUCCAGCCUAAAGCGGUGUGCAUACAACGUGACGGAAAAUGUGUUCCUGGAAAUUUCCCUGCUGCCUCCGAUUCUACCCGCGUGGAGUUUGAAAGUGGCAAUAUUCAUCAAGCCACAAACAAUCUUCCUGAAGAAAUCUAUGAUGAAAAUGUUGGUUUAAUUUAUCUUGAUAUGAAGGAGCCAAUGGUGGACGUAACUGGUAAAGUCCCUCAUGCUGGUUACUAUGUUUUCAUCGUUCAUUACUAUCAGCCAACUCAUCCCCAAUUCGAACUUGAUGUUUUGCUGCAAAACGGACAGUUCUAUGAAGCAAAAUUACCAACCACUCUUUGCCCGUCUAAUUCCGGAUGUCGCUCGGUCAUCAAACAAGCUAAUGGUAAUCAGGCGUUCCAGAUUCAAGAAAAUUUCAUCUUGACUCUCAAAUCACCAGCCAACAAGACCGCCUGGGUCGACUACGUCUAUGUUGUCCCAGCUGACGAGUACACUCCAGCACUUCUGGAGGAAUCGCCUAUCGAUUUAACUGCCGAAUUCAUCGCCCGUUGUGGUCGGAACAACUUCCAAGUGGACCGCAGUUCUCCCGAUUUCUGCCGACAAGCCAUUUUCACCUUGACAACCGAAUUCAACAGUGGGGCUCUUCCUUGUCAGUGCGAUUUCCAAGGAUCGCUCAGCUUUGAAUGCGACCCGUUCGGUGGCCAGUGCCCGUGCAAGUCUGGUGUUAUCGGCCGUCAGUGCAGCCGUUGUCAAACUGGCUAUUUCGGUUUCCCCGAUUGCAAACCAUGCGACUGUCCUUCCACAGCCCUUUGUGAUCCAGCCUCUGGCUCUUGCAUUUGUCCUCCACGUGUAACAGGCGCUCGGUGCGAUCAAUGUGUGGCCAACACGUACGGUUACGAUCCAAUUAUUGGUUGUGAAGAAUGUAGCUGCAAUGCUCAAGGUGUCCACCAAGGCAAUCUCCAGUGCGAAUCUUCUACUGGCCAAUGCCAGUGUAAGCACAACGUUGUCAGCCGCAAAUGCGAUCGCUGCGCUUUCGGAUAUUGGGCUUUCCCGUACUGCCAAUUGUGCAACUGCGAUGUUCGAGGUUCGGCUGAAGAAAUAUGUGACCAAGACACGUCUAGUUGCUUUUGUAAAGAGAAUGUAAUUGGGCCGUCUUGCGACACUUGCUCUUCCGGCACAUUCAAUCUGCAAGAGUCUAAUCCGCGUGGUUGUAGCAAAUGUUUCUGUUUCGGCAAGACUGCUACUUGCACAACUUUGCAACUCUUCCGCUCGCACGUCACAGACAUGAAAGACUGGACGGCUGCUGCUAUCGUUCUUGGUCUUGUCGGUUCACGCCGUAGUGUCGAUCAAGUUCAAUCCUACGAUCAAAUGAUUCGGGCAGUCCUCACCGACUUCCUACCCGAGGAUGGCUCUUUUUACUUUUCGGCUCCAUUAACCUAUUUGGGCAAUAAGCUGACUUCUUACGGAGGAAAUCUUAAUUACACUAUAGUUUACGUCGCUGGAACGGCUGGAUACACUGUAACCGCCCCCGACAUUAUCCUGAUUGGAGGCGAUUUCACCCUGUACCAUUUCGGACAUGAAACACCAUCGUCAUCUGUCCCAUUGGCCGUCAGUGUUGAAAUUAACGAAAGAAACUUUGUCUUACCGUCUGGACUUCCAGCAUCUAGAGAGAACCUUUUAGUGGCCCUUAAGGAUGUCCGUGGUCUUUACAUCCGUGGAUCUUAUUCGGACCCAACUCGCGAAGCUCGAUUGUCGUCGGUAAUUAUGGAAAUUGCGGUCAAGGAGCUCAUUGACGACGCUGAUGUUGCAGUUGCUGUGGAACAGUGCAAUUGCCCAGUGAAUUAUCAAGGAACUUCGUGCGAAGAUUGUGCUCCCGGUCAUUUCAGGGCUCAUACCGGACCAUAUGGUGGCUUCUGUGUUCCAUGCCAAUGUCACGGACACAGCGACACAUGUGAUCCAAUAACUGGAAAAUGUUUCAACUGCAAACACAAUACCGUUGGAGAUCACUGCGAAAAAUGUGAUAUUGGUUACCAAGGUGAUGCAACCCAAGCAACGCCUUCAGACUGUUUGAUCUGCGCCUGUCCACUUCCAAUCGAGUCAAACAAUUUCGCCUUAACGUGUGAUUUUUCACCGGCUGGGGACGAAAUCGCUUGCCAAUGCAAACCUGGAUAUACUGGCCCGCUGUGCGAAUCCUGCGCUCCAGGAUUCUAUGGACGCCCUGAAACUGUUGGCGAUUUCUGCAAACCUUGCAAUUGCUCUAACAACAUUGAUGUCAAUGAUCCUCAAGCAUGUGAUUCUGUCACCGGUGAAUGCUUAAAAUGUUUGAAUAAUGCCUACGGACCCGCUUGCGGUCUGUGUGCUCCAGGCUUCUAUGGUGAUGCAGUUGAACUUAAGGAUUGCCAGGGCUGCCACUGUGACGAGUGUGGAACGAGCCAAUGCAGCAGUUUCACUGGCGUUUGUGAAUGCCAACCCAAUGUUAUUGGUGAAAAGUGUGACCGCUGCGCACCCGAUCACUACGGAUACAAUUCUUGUCGUGGAUGUCGAUCCUGCAGCUGUGCUGACGCAUCUGAAGGAAGCCAAUGCGACGAUAAUACUGGACAAUGUAGAUGCCGUCCAGGAGCUGCUGGUCGUCAUUGCGAGCGCUGCGCAUCAGGAUUCUGGAAUUAUGGUCCGGGUGGUUGCCAAUCUUGCAACUGUAACGAAGAUUUUGCCAUCGGAGUUGGGUGUAACCCUGCCACAGGCCAGUGUGCUUGUUUGCCUGGUGUUAUAGGCGAUAAAUGUGAAGCGUGCCCAUAUCGCUGGGUUUUAGUUCCCGAUCAAGGUUGCUUUGAGUGCGAUUCAUGCACGCAUAAUCUCUUGGAUGUGACUGACGAACUGAGGGUUAUGAUCGACCCUAUCGCCGGCGAAUUCCAAACAGUCGCAUUGACUUUCUUUACUCAUCAGAAACUUGCUUCCAUAAACCAGUCUGCGUUGGAUUUAAGAGCUGAAGUUGGAAACUUGGAUGUUUCUCAGAUACAGUUUGGGCCACUAGAAGCGGUCACAGUUGAAUUAGAGGCAACAUCUCGUGGUCUGAAAAUAAAAUCCGGCUACAUCGAGGAGGAGUCUAUGGAAAAAGCCGGUGAUGCCAAUAAGGCGCUUAUCGAGUCCAUCGAAGUGGAGAAGCUUAUUCAAGAGGCUGUGCAGAAAUCUCGUUCCAUUAUUGGUGAGGUUGCUCUUCUAGCUGAAAGUUUGGAAGGUGGAGCAGGACCUCAGAUUGACAAAGCAUUGGGUGAAGCUCAAAAUAUGCUACAAGAAAUUCGCUCAAGAAACUUCCAACAAAGACAAAGUGGAUCCGAUCAUGAACUACAAGAAGCUAUCAGCUUACUGGGCAAAAUGAAAGAAGAAGCGCUACCUAUUCGCGACAACAACUUGUUGCUUGUUAAUCUUACUGCUCGGCUGAAUGAUCUAAUCAGCCGAGUAAUAGAUUUGAACAAUAACAUUGACAACUCAAAGGAAAACGUCAAAAUGGCUGACAAGCUGACCAGCGCAAAUCGUGCCUCGUCUUCUUUAGGUGCAGUGGCCGAUAUCCAGCAGCGCAAUUCAACUGCAAGCGCACAUUUGAAGAAUUGCGCUCAACUUUUAGCGAAUGCUACAGCUUUGAUGGAAACGGCCAAAAUGAAGCUUGAUCAACUAAAAUUGGAUAUCGAUCGUGUUAUGACUUCAAAAGAUAAACUCCAUGAAAAUGUCGAGCAGAAAGAAACUGAUUUAGCCGAAUCACGAAAAAUCCUUUACGAUGCACAGAUCCACGCAACCAAGCUCGGAGACCAAGCAGCUGGAUUGGACGAAAUGUUGACCGACACUCGCCAAACUUCAGAGAAUGCCGUUGCUGCUGCCAAUUCCUACAAGAACAUUGUUGAUGCAAUUGACGAAGCCAUUAAAGCAGCUGAACAGGCAACAAAUGCAGGUCUGAACGCUACACAACUUUCAGCGGGAGUUGGUGAACGAGCGCAAUUGUCACAUCAACGAUCGGAAGAAUUAUUGGCACAAGCUCGAGACGCACUUCAACGUACCCAGACUAUGCUGAAACCACGUUUAAUGGCUGCAGAAACACUAGCCAAUUUGGUGGAAGAGAAUAAUCAACGCACUGCUGAAGGUCUGAAAUCUGUUAACGACGCAUUGGAUAAAAUCGUUCCCAGCGGCAAUGCAAAGGAAAAUGGUAGGAAAGCUGCUGAGACAAGCACUGCUGCUCAACAAGGUGGCUCUGAAGCUUCAAUGAAAAUCCAAGAGAUCACCAAUAAAAUCCCGAUGCAAAGAGAUCGAACCAAUCAGCUUGCUCGCGAUAUUGAUGCUGUUGGCAAGAGUACGACAUUUUCAUUGUCGAAUCUGGAACGGCUCAACUCGGUGUUGCCUGAUCUUCGCAAUCUACUGACUCGCACAAAAGAGAAGCAAGCUGUUUUGAGCGAAAUGGGCAAGGAUUUGUCAGCUAAACUGGCCGAACUCCGACAGAAAACGGCAUUAGCCCGCGAUCAAGCAAAUCGCAUUACAGUAGGAGUCACUUUCUACCACAAUUCAACCCUACAGUUACGCAAUCCAGAAGGUCUUUCCCGCGCAGCCACGGCCAAUCAAUUUUCGCUAUACUUCCGAACAUCUGAAUCGAAUGUCUUCCUGGCCUACCUUGGUAACGAGGUCGGGACUAGCAAGAAACUUCGACGAACUCGUUCUGACGAUUUCAUGACUCUUGAAGUCCGUAACGGAUACUUGACCCUGACAACAGAUCUCGGAUCUGGUCCUCAGACUAUUUUGAAUGAUCGUUACGUGUCCGAUAACGUUUGGUACCAGGCUAUUGUCCAGCGGACAGGAAAAUCGGUCCGACUGACAGUACGGGCAGAAAAAGAAGCCGGAGAAGAAGAGAUUACCACCAAAGACGCUGUUUUGCCGGGAACCUUUUCCGUAUUCAAUUUAGACCAAGACUUGUCCAAAUUCUUCAUCGGUGGAUACCCCACUGCAGCUAAAAUCCAGCCUACGGUCCUCUACGCUUCUUUCCGCGGAGAAGUCGAAGAGGUUAUGGUCGGUGACACGGUAGUUGGACUGUGGAACUUCGUAGAUGCCAACAACGUUUAUGGGGCCAUCGAACGAGACAAACUGAAAAAUUUGCAAGAGAGCACUGGUUAUCGUUUUGACGGCGAAGGUUAUGCCACUCUAGAUCGAAAAUCUUAUCGUUUCCGUGACCGAGUUGAUGUUCAAUUGAAAUUCAAGUCUAUGGCUGACAACGGUUUACUCUUCUUGGCUGGAAAGGGCAAAGAAUUUAUGUCAAUUGAACUCAACAAGGGUAAAGUGGUAUUCCGGUAUAAUCUUGGCGACGACACUGUAACAUUGAAGUCACCUGAGAGAUACAAUGAUGACAAGUGGCAUACAAUCGAGGCUGUUCGACGAUUACGCGAUGGAAUUCUCAAGGUUGAUGGGGCGGAUGUGGCCCAAAGAUCCAGUACGAUUGGUGACUCUGACUUGUCAAUUACCAAUUAUAUGUAUUUCGGUGGCUACCCUGGUGAACAUCGAUUCGAAGAUGUUACAAAUGUCGAUUUUGACGGCUGCAUUGACGAAGUCCAGAUUUCUGGAACACCGGUUGAUCUGAGUCAGAAUGUCGAAGCCUUUGGAGUUAUUUCUGCAUGCCCAGUCAAGGUGGCUAAUGUCGUCUCGUUCAAUGAAGCUGGUACCGGAUACGUCUCUCUACCCGGCGUCAACAUCGAAAACUUUGCUCAAGUUAGCCUCAAGUUCAAGACCAAACAAGAUAAUGGUUUGGUCUUUUACAUGGCCAACGAAGAUCAGACCAACAGACUUUCUCUGUCUAUGUUGGAUGGCGCAUUGGUUAUGCGAGCGUCUCCAGGUGGCGAUGUCUCUUCUGAAGGACCCACUAAACUCAACGAUGGCCAAUGGCAUGUGGUUACUGCAACUGCUGAUGGCUCACAGAUUAGCCUCGUCGUGGAUGAUUUCGAUGUUUACACGCUUGAUACACCCAACAGUCCCUUAGUAAUCCCGGCUACGCCCAUCUACUUUGGUGGAGUACCCGACAGAUUUGCUUUGGCCCCUGGUGCCUCGGCUACCGAUUCGUCAUUCUCUGGCUGCAUCGGUGAUACUACCAUUAACGGCAAGUUGAUCAAUUACGCCUCUUCCACCGGAAAUCAAGGAGCCUCUGUUGCCAAAUGUCCACUUCCUGAUGCACAUGGACCACCUACUUUGAAACCUAAACGAAUCGAUGAUGAAGAUGCCUCACCUUCUGUUGAAUCAGUUCCAACGGAAUCGGUACCAUUGGAACCUGUACCCGAAGAGGAAUUACCUGUAGAACCAGAAAUUUUGGUGCCAGUAACCCAACCCAGCAGACCUGUAACUGAAGCCACGACAGAAGCAGAAGUAAUCACGACAACCACUGAAGCCAUUCCAGUUACCACAACAACUGCUCUUCCAGAAACCACAACUAUUCCUAUGGGUCAGUGCCGCCUUCCGAUCCAACCUGCAGAUGAUCCUGAUGUCGAUGAUAACAGUGGCACUCGAUUUGGCAAUGUCAAGUUUAGCCGACACGAGUACAAUGCACUACCUGGGCGCCAUCGACAAAAAUCAGAAUUGUCGAUUGAGUUCAAAACUUCUGAACCCGAUGGUAUCAUCUUCUACGCUGCAGAAAACCGUCACAUUGACUACACAGCACUUUACCUUAAAGACGGAAAACUCCACUUUUCUUUCAACUGCGGCACCGGGCCUGCUCUGCUUACCAGCCCUGAAACUUAUAACGAUGACGAGUGGCACACAGUUAUGUUCAAUCGUGAUCGUCAAAACGGCACUCUUGUUGUCGACGACCUCGUCGUCGCCGAAGGAAGCUCACCCGGCAAUACACAGACCAUCAACGUUGAUCAACCUCACUAUCUCGGAGGAAUCUCACCUGAAGUUCUUAACAAUGCUCGCCAUAACUUCAAGGGUGUUGAAGGAGGCUUGAUUGGAUGUUUGAGAAAUUUCCGAGCCAGCUCCCGUCCAGCUGGAGAUCCAAGCUAUAUCGAGGGCACUGAACCUUGUUCAUCCAAAGUGGAGAGUGGAUCAUUCUUUGCUGUUGAAGGGGGUUACAUCAAAGCUGUUGAGAAUUUCCGUGUGGGUUUGGAUAUCGACAUUAGCAUGGAAAUCAAACCACGUAGUACAUCAGGCAUUCUCAUGUCCGUACACGGUCGGCGUGAUUUCCUUCUUCUGCAAAUGGUUAACGGCGCUCUCAUCUUUAGCGUUGACAAUGGACGAGGGCCGAUUGUGGCGACCUACAUUCCUCCUCACGAACAUCACAUGUGUGAUGGAAAAUGGCAUUACGUUCAAGCCAUUAAGGCGAAGAAUGUAGUGACGCUUUCGGUAGAUAAUGUAUUCGUCGAGCCAGGAAUAGGAGUGGCUGGUGUGUCAUCUACUGACACAAACAAUCCGCUUUUCGUCGGUGGACACCCGAACCCGAGCAAGCCGCGCGGAAUAAAAACUCAGGAGCAAUUCGUUGGUUGCAUCCGCAAUCUUAACAUCAACCGUAGCCUGUUGCGUUUUGGAUCAACACAGGCUAUUGGUAGCGUAACAGCUACUACGUGCCCAACAAUCUAAAGGGGUCAUGACCCAGACUGAUUACUUCAGGAUGUAGUGAAGACAUCCAAAUACAUUUCUUUGAAAUCUGCAUGCAAGUUGGUGGAAAUUUUCUUUGUUAUCUUAGCUUACUUACUUUUCUAUAAUAAUUUUAACGUAGUAAAUAGAAAACUAAUAAAUGCAUUCUGUGGGCACAAGUGCUUCAAAACGUAAGCCCGUUUUUAAACUAAA
Daphnia carinata is the source of this 11353-nucleotide messenger RNA. RefSeq names its product laminin subunit alpha-like (gene LanA). The record is from RefSeq and is a predicted model, not a curated record. The coding region runs from base 47 to 11143 and encodes 3698 amino acids. Gene Ontology annotation, biological process: cell adhesion; regulation of cell migration; regulation of embryonic development. The transcript is spliced from 32 exons. Lineage: Eukaryota; Metazoa; Arthropoda; Branchiopoda; Diplostraca; Daphniidae. Gene Ontology annotation, cellular component: basement membrane. Gene Ontology annotation, molecular function: signaling receptor binding.